AUGCCAAACCCAAUCAAAGACCUUUACAAAAAAGAUGAUGAAUCUUUCGAAUAUUUGUAUGAAGAAAAUGUAACGGUGCCUCUAAAGGGUGACAAAGGACUUGUGAGGGUCAACGUUUAUCGCCCGAAGACGAAAGGGAUGAGGCAUCCUGUUCUGGUGACAUAUGGACCGUAUGGCAAAGACAUCCACUACAGCCACUUCCAUGCCAAUUCUUACAACGAAGUUCCACAAGAACAUCACUCGCCUCAUUCAGCCUGGGAGACGCCUGACCCUGGCUUCUGGACGAACCAUGGCUACGCUGUUGUGAGAGCGGAUGAGCGAGGGUGUGGUCAGUCUCCCGGCAUCCUUGAUACCAUGUCAAGGGGCACCUCUGAAGCGUACUUUGACGUGGUCGAAUGGGCCGCCAGUCAAUUGUGGUCAAAUGGGAAGGUGGGACUACUUGGGAUUAGCUACUACGCCGGCAGUCAAUGGAGGGUCGCGGCACGCCAGCCAAAAGGUCUUGCCUGCAUAAUUCCGUGGGAAGGAAUGUCCGACUAUUACAGAGAUCGGUGCAGGCACGGCGGUAUCUUGUCAAACACGUUUAUAACAUGGUGGUGGAAUCGCCAGGUUGUGACCAAUCAAUAUGGACGUCCUGGCAGAGCUGCCCGGAAAUGGGGGUUCGAUACGAUCGAAGGUGACUUGCCUGAGGAGGAACUAAUUUCAAAUCGUCGGGACCAGACAGCCGAUAACGCCAAAUAUCGUUUCCGCGAUCAGGACUACUAUGCUUCAAAGGAAUACGAUAUGAAUGACAUCAAAGUCCCGGUGCUCUCCGUGGCAAACUGGGGAGGCAUCUUGUUACAUCUGCGGGGCAAUGUUGAGGGCUACUUGCAUGCAGGAUCCAAACACAAAUACCUCAGAUUUAUCACCGGCAGGCACGAUUUACCAUUUUACACGAAGGAGCUUGUGCACAUGCAGAAGACCUUCCUAGAUGCUUUUCUGAAGGACCAGGACACCGAAGGAUGGAAGAGUGGUCAGGCGCCCCGUGUUGGGUUUGCUUUGAGAAAGGGAAACAUUGGGUACAAUGAUCCCGAAGCAGAGAAGCAGUAUGCGUUUCGGUAUGAGAAUGAGUGGCCAAUCAAGCGUACAGAGUACACCAAAUUCUACCUCACCUCCUCCCAUGGCCUUACCGAGAAACCGGGACAAGUAAACAAGGAAUCGACAGUGUCUUACAAAGCGCCAGCAAGCCUGAAAAACCCCGAGUACGUCCACUUCACCACGGAACCAUUCAAGCAAGAGACAGAAAUCACGGGGCAUAUAGUGGCACAUCUCAAUGUGUCGGCCUCAGCCAUGCCGGAUUCCAAGACAUCGCCUUCCGAGAUUGAUCUAUUCGUGACUCUAAGGCAUCUGGAUGAAAACGGAAGCGAGACAUUCUACACUGGAACCAUUGGGGAUCCCGUUCCCGUGACAAAGGGGUGGCUCCGAGUGAGUCUGCGCAGAACAGCCGACAAUCACCCGCGCAAUCAGCCUUGGCACCCCCACCGGGAAUAUCUCUCCACGGAUGUUCAGCCAGUCGUUCCGGGAGAGGUGUACGCUGUGGACGUCGAGAUCUGGCCGACCAAUGUCGUGGUGUCUCCCGGUAAUAGAUUGGUACUGGAGUUGUCAUCGGGGGACACGCAGGGGGCAGGACUCUUUGAACACAACUCCGAGAUCGAUCGUCCCUCGGAUGUUUUGGAGGGUUUUAACCAUGUCCAUUUCGGGCCAAAUGUUGACAACUGGGUCGUCAUACCUGUGAUUCCGACCUAG
Messenger RNA from Venustampulla echinocandica, 1782 nucleotides. RefSeq lists its product as uncharacterized. NCBI's taxonomy places the organism in Eukaryota, Fungi, Ascomycota, Leotiomycetes, Helotiales, Pleuroascaceae. The transcript has 3 exons. The coding region runs from base 1 to 1782 and encodes 593 amino acids. Gene Ontology annotation, molecular function: dipeptidyl-peptidase activity. The record is from RefSeq and is a predicted model, not a curated record.